AUGAAGCCUGGAGAUGAGCUCUUACAGAAUAUUGAAGCUGUUAUACGAAACUGUAAGGUUGGGGUUGUCAUCUUCUGUCCAAAUUAUUGCUCUUCUUACUUCUGUCUCCAUGAAUUAGCUCUCAUGACAGAAUACCAGAAGAAGAUCAUUCCCAUCUUCUAUGAUGUCAACCCAUCUGAUCUUGUGGUUGUUAAUGAUGGAAGCUAUCCGGCCAAGGAUCUCCACAGGUUUAGAUUGGAGCUUGAGCAGGCCAAGCGCAGGGUGGGCCUCCCUUUUGAUUCCAGCAACGGGAAAGGACCAAGUAUAGUAAAACAUGUGCUCUGUUCUCCCACUCCCUUCUGCGAGUGA
Molecule: messenger RNA, 348 nt
Organism: Macadamia integrifolia
Lineage: Eukaryota; Viridiplantae; Streptophyta; Magnoliopsida; Proteales; Proteaceae
Product: TIR-only protein-like
Exons: 1
Coding region: 1-348 (115 amino acids)
Biological process (GO): signal transduction
Source: RefSeq, a predicted model, not a curated record